CAGAUACCCAAGCAGGUCUGAUGUAACGAUAAAGUUAGAGUUUGAAGUAUAUAUAUAUUGAUACGUUAACAAUGAACUUUUUGGUUUCCGGAGUCAUGAGGGAUUUGGACAUAUUCUGCUUAGAUGUGGGAUAUUCUAUUUUCGCAAAACUUCGUGAUUGUUAGAUAUAACUAAGUCGUUUUUUAUUUGUGUGGAAAUAAGCUUAUUGACUUUAUGAAUACACAAUUUAAAAUUCUUUGACCUGCAAAGGUUAAGAAUGUGCAAGAUCACGUGGGAUAAGAUAACAGAAUUCAAAAAGCUCAUUAGAAAACCAGACUGGCGCUAAGUGGUUGUGUAUUCAAAUAUGAUGUCUGAAACUCAUCAAGAAGUGUGUGAUUCCUCGUUUGAAGAGCUUGCAAAUAAAACGAUCGAGGAUAUUGAUAAAUCGCCAUCAGAUUUGGGAUCUUUUGAGGAAAUAGCAGUGGAGUCUUUUCAGGAGCUUGAAAAGUACAAUGAUGCAAAACUUUCGUCAGGCGACCUGCAGAGGUUGCUAGAGAAAACAAGACAACGCAGGGAAGUAUUGAACCAGAAGCUGGGAAAGACACCAGAGGCUACUCCAAGGAAGCGUAUAUUGGAGCAGAAUCAGGCCAGAGAGAAUGUAACAGCUGUGUCCAUCACCUCAAAAGAUGGUUCUCCAGGUAAGAGACAGUGUGUCCGUGGGGAGGAGAAUAUGGUGCACCCUGACACUCCAGCCAUUAAUGGGGUCAAAUCCAGAAUGCAGGCCCUGACCAAACAGAGGGAACAGUUCUCAGAAAAAGAUUCAGAAAUGGUUGAUAUAUCUAAUGAACCAGCCAUGCAGAAAGUUACUACGACUCGGAGAGAGGCUGCAGUAGCCUUCAAGGAAAAUAUUGAAGAGACUACGACAUCCACUGGCAGAAGGGGGCGAUUUGCUCAUCUAGCUCAAGCUAUCAACAAUUGGGAGGAUGAUCUUAGUCAUCCAACAAUUCAUAAACCAGAGGAACCCAAACCAAGAUGGCAACCGCCAAAGCCUGCUACUGAGGCACCUCCAGCUAAACCCCCUCGAGUGGAGGCCGACCCCAGUCCUCCUCAGCAGUCAGUAAAGCCACCACCAGCACCCCCUGUUCCGGCAGCUCCCUCCCCCAAGAAAACAUAUGCCCCACAACCCCCUACUGCACAAUCCUCUGCAGCCAGUAAAUUGCCAACCAACAGUGUAUGCAAAUCUGUGCUUGACAGAACAAAAGUUUCUAAAGAGAAAACUGAAGACCCAACCACUAAAUCUGUUUCUGAGAGACUAAACACCUGGAAGGCCUCUGAAACUCCCAAAAAGGAGAAGCAAGUAGAUCCAUCACAGCAGCCAGUUUCUGCCAAGAAGGCAGUGUGGGAACAAAAGAUAUCAACACCCACUGCUACAGUCAGUAAAGUGCACCAGCCUGUCAGACAGAUGGCUACCCCAGUGUCUGAAAAACCACCACUUCCCAAACCACAGUCCUCAGAGACACAGAAUCCUAAUGUAACGGCGGCACAACCAGAGGUGCGAGUGGAGAAGGAUGACCCUGCUGCUCAGCCCGUGUCAGCCAGGAUGGCAUCUUGGCAGCAGAGAACGUCAGAGUCUACCCCGAGGAAAGAAGAGGAGCCUACUGCAUACUCUGUCACAGCUAGAAUGUCAGCAUGGGAGGAAAUGUCGUCCAGUAACAAAGUCUCUUAUAUUAAGAAGGUGGACCCUGGCAGUGUCUCUCCGGGGAAGAAAUCUCCAGUUAAAGCCCCUGUGUUUGGUAGUGCCAAAAAGCCUACUCCGGUGAAAGCCAUUGGCCAGACCUCAGAAAACAAAGCGGUCACACCAACAAAGGCUGUUAAGGAUCACUUGAUGCAGAAAGCUGGUCACAUCAAGGCAUCAAUGGAUAGCCCACAGCAGACAGGAGGCAAUCCAGGUAAGAUUGGCAGUGCCACAAAAAUGAUGCAGCAGAAACUGUUUGAGCAGGCUACUCAUGGCAAAACAGCAGAUGUGGCUGAAAAGCUAAGACGAGAAAGGAUGGAAGAAGUACAGCAAAUUCAGCAUCGGCAUGACAACGGUAUAUUGAAAGAGGGAAGACCAGAAAAGACUCCAAGUGACACUGAGGACCAAAAACUGACUUCAGACUUAGGAAACAACAGACGGGAAGCGAUUCGAGCCAAAGCCAGGGCUGAGUUUGAGAGAAAGUUAGCUGCAAUGGGAUUUGAACUUUCAGAUGACAACAGUGAUGCCUCUUAUGAUUUCAAUGGAAAGAAAGGACAAGAGCAGCCUGGGUCUCAGGCUAAACCCCCGGUGGCGCCUGCCUCCCAGAAUGCCAAGAGCAAACCCUCACCCAGCAUAUACCGCCUGAUAUCACAGAAGAGGAAUGAGAAACCUAGUAUGUCUGGAGACACUGACAGGAGAUCAGAUGACAGUUUUGACAGCACAGAGGACAAGGAGCUAUACACAAGAAGACCGCAGUCCUCCACACAGGAAGAGGAAGCUACCACAGAUGAUGGGAUGCAGAGACUGCCUAGCGACUCGGAGAGUGAUGUUGGCCCUCAAGCCCGGCAGCCUGUGUUUGAAGAAGAGUCUGACUGUGAUGAUGUGAGUUUUAGUGCUUUUGUUCCUGCCUCUGUCCGGCGACAGAGCGUACUGCCAAGUGGUCCUCAUCAGGAGUCGGAACCUAUGGAAAACAGGCCCAAGCCCUCAGUCAAUCCUGUUGCUCCUGUUCCCUCCAGCUACAGAAGUGGCUCCAACCUUGUGGGCUACCAACAGCAGAGCAGCUCCAGUAGCCUAGAAAGCACUUCAAGUGAACAGAGCUCCUAUUCCUCUGACUCGCGGCGCUACUCUGUUGGAGAUGAUACGUCAGACUCUGCAGAAAUCAAUGACCUUCUGGAUGAGGCUUUGAGUGAUGAAGAGGAGGAGGCUCAUGGAGCAAACAAACCAAGAGUCGCACCACGUAAGAGACGUAGUCACAUGAUGGCAACAAGCGAAGAUAAUGCUGGAAACUUGGUGUACAGUGUCAGCAUGUAUCGAUCCCGCAGAUAUUUACAUGAGCCAAAUUCUCCGAAGAAGAAAAUUGUUCGCAAUAGAGAGUUUGAGGACUCGAUUCGUGAAGAGGAAAUUGAGAUGCCUACACAACUACCCCCUGAAGUAGAGCGCAAAAGCAUUCAGGAAAGAAUACAGGAGCUGCAGGAGCUAGUUAGCCAGGAACAGAGUGUUAUCAUGCAGACAAGUAACGCUCUUAACCAGUGUUGUUCCAGCAACUCCUACUUCCAGGGCUCACCAGAGCAAGUGGAGUGCAACCGCCUCUUGCUUAUUGCAUGCCAAAAACGACAAGCCUAUUUGACAGAGAUUCAGCGAUUGAAAGAGACAGGGUGUUUAGACCCCCCAGGAUCAGGGCCCAGAGGAUCCCUAACCAUAAGUGACAUCAGACUGCCACUAAAGAAAGAGUUUGUCACCAAGAUUGGAACUGCUUCAGACAACACAGUACAUUAUUUUCUGUUGCUGAUCCGGAAUCAUGCCCAAGUAAUAGUCACACAGAUGCUGUCAACUCAUGAUCCAAUGAUGAGAGGGAGUCUAGAUUUUCCCAACCUGAUCAAAAUCCAUGGCAUCUGUGGCAACUUUAAACUAAACCUUGAAAUAUACAGCAUGUCAAUAUCAAGAGAAGCAAUCAAGGACAAGAAAAGAAAGACUCCCAAAAAGCUUCCCAAAGGACAUCUUGUACCAGAUUACUAUUUAGCCCCCAGCCCUGGCGGUCCUACAGCUGUUAGGACAACUAGCUUCACCCUAAUCACAACCCUCCCCAUCACCAUGAGGGCCCUGGACAAGACCUGCUUCACACUGGAAAGGAUUCCAUACUUGUCUCCUCUACAUGGAACAAUUUACAUGAGAUUGAAGUGUUUGAUGGAACAAAAUGUGGAGGAAAGAGGCUUUUUGACCAUGUUUGAGGAUGUCAGUGGGUUUGGUGCUUGGCACAGGAGAUGGUCCGCUCUUCAGGGAAACAAACUCUGCUUCUGGAAGUAUCCUGAUGAAGAAACAAGAAAGGAACCAAUGGGAAUCAUUGACUUGAAGAGAUGUGUGACAGAGAAGGUGGGUCUGAUCCCCCGGGACAUCUGUGCCAGACCUAACACAUUUGAGCUGGUGACUGUGCGUCAGCCACGGAGAGGGGAGGAGGACACACUGGUCAGCAAGACUUACAACACCAUGACAUCCAUCAGGCAUAUGAUAUCUGCUGAUACUAAAGAAGAGAGAAUCAACUGGUGUAACAAGAUAAACCGUGCCCUGGCCAACAUCAGGACAUGGCACUCGGACGCUCUGCGCCCCAUCAAAAUGCCGACCACCAAAGAAUGAAGGAGUGGUUCUCCAAGUGCAAUGGAUAUUAUCUUAUAAAAUCUGUGGUGUUGCAAUAUUUAUUAGCUUUCUGUUUUAAUCAAACAUCAGCAUAUUUAUGAUUUAUCAACAUCACUCAUCUUGUACCUGCUAUUUAUUAGUAUGUAUACACAGCUUGCUGUUGUGACACAUUCAGCUCUGCUGUUCCUAUACUUCAUCAGGCACAGGCAAAUAUUUGGUCUGACCUUAACCUUGUUUUUGGUAAGUGAUUGUGCAGGACAAUGAGAAAGUCAUCAUCAGUUAGAAUAACUUUAUGCAGAAUCUAGAACUAAGUUGUGUGGAUCACAAACUCUUUUUUCUCUCUCUCUCUCUUUCUGACAUCUGUCUAUUUUCUUCUUACUUAAUAUAUUUACUCGCUAGAAAAAUCACUUUUUUAUUUUAUUAUGUACAUGUAUUCACAUUGUGUUGGGUCGAUCACAGUAGAUUUAAUGUAUCCAUAUAUAAGUUCAUCCCACCUACAUUACUUCAUGUGUAAUACAAAGUACUAUUACUCUAUUGUGUUGUGUUCAAUUAACUUAAUUUUAAUUGUACUCCUGAUAUUUGCUGACUUGGUACUCAGCUUCAGUCACCAUUUACCUUUUUUAUGAACUUCAUUUGUUUUUGCUGUGUAUUACUUGUGUGUAUAAAAGCAUUUUGUGAUCAUGUAGAUAACGACUUUUACUCGCAUUUGAUAAGAUAUAAUGAUAUACAGUAAUUCAUUUUUGUGUAGUCUAAAUGCUACGUCACCAGUAACAAUUUGGGAUUAAACUAAGCUAGUCCACA
Messenger RNA from Magallana angulata, 5146 nucleotides. RefSeq names its product anillin-like. Gene Ontology annotation, cellular component: actomyosin contractile ring. NCBI's taxonomy places the organism in Eukaryota, Metazoa, Mollusca, Bivalvia, Ostreida, Ostreidae. The transcript has 19 exons. Gene Ontology annotation, biological process: mitotic cytokinesis; actomyosin contractile ring assembly; septin ring organization. The record is from RefSeq and is a predicted model, not a curated record. The coding region runs from base 344 to 4345 and encodes 1333 amino acids.